AUGUCUCCCAUCCAACUUCAGGAUCAGCGUUUGUGGUUCAAGGGGCCUCUCUGGCUGUGCCAGGAGAAGAGUUUAUGGCCAUCCAACAAACCAAGAGAAACAAUUGAUUCCUCACUUCUGGAAGAGAAAUCAAUCAUAGCGUUACCCACGAUAAUCGAGCAGCCUAACGAAAUAUUCUCGUUGCGUUCAUCGUUAUUUGAACUGACUCGUGUAGUUGCAUUAAUAAAUCGAUUCAGACAUAAUUGUCAGCCUAACGGAAACCAACCCAAACUCACAGGAUUCCUCACACACGCUGAGCACGAACAUGCUAUGAUUAUACUGAUUCGGCUCUCCCAGAGCGAGUCGUUUGCAGCUGAGAUUUCCGCUUUGCGAAAGGGUCAUCAAAUAUCAGCCAGUUCAUCGAUUGCUACGUUGAACCCAAUACUUAUCGAUGAUGUUCUUCGUGUUGGCGGCCGGUUGAUGAACGCGGCGAUUUCCUCAGAUAGAAAAUAUCCCAUUAUUCUCAGUCAUCGACAUCCACUCACUAAGUUGAUAAUGGUACAAUACCAUCGAAAACUUUUUCACGCAGGGCUGCAGCUAUUGGUUUCCACGGUACGUGAAAAAUACUGGCCUACCCGUAUUAGACGACUAGCAAACACAGUACUUCACGAGUGCGUAUCCUGUUUCCGCACCAGACCGAAGGUUCUGGAUCAAUUAAUGGCGGAUCUACCAUCUGAACGUGUGUCUCCGGCUCCUCCAUUCUUGAAGGUUGGGGUCGACUAUUGUGGACCGUUCCCUGUUGUUUAUCCUGGACGUCGCGCUGUUCCAAGGAAAUCCUUCAUCGCUAUUUUUGUUUGCCUGGUGACGAAGGCGGUGCAUUUGGAGCUCGCAGGAGAUUUGACCAGUGAAGCCUUCCUUGCAGCCUUCAAGCGAUUUAUAGCCCGUAGAGGAAAACCUGCUGUAUUCCAGGAAUCAGCGGUUCGUGAAGCAGCUCAAGAUGGCAUAGACUUCCGGUUUAUUCCUCCUCGAUCACCUAACUUCGGAGGACUUUGGGAAGCAGCGGUGAAGUCUUUCAAAACGCAUUUCAAAAGAUCCAUCGGUGUUCGAGUUUUACAGCAUGAUGAAAUGCAGACAGUUGUGGUUCAGAUAGAAUCCGUGCUAAAUUCCCGUCCGUUGACUCCAAUUAGUAAUGAUCCCAACAAUUAUGAAGCGCUAACCCCGGGACAUUUCCUUGUCCAGAGACCUCUGUCAGCUAUACCGGAACCGUGUCUCCAAGAAAUACCAGAGAACAGACUCUCUAUGUGGCAACGGGCGCAAUCAUUUGUGCAGCAAUUGUGGAAAAAAUGGUCUGUGCAAUACCUUUCCGAUCUCCACAAUCGCACCAAAUGGACCCGUCAACGCAACAAUAUAUCGACGGGUACCAUGGUCCUGAUGAAAGAGGACAAACUUCCACCAUUAAAGUGGAGCCUUGGACGCGUGGUGAAUACUCACCAAGGACCCGAUGGCAACAUUCGGGUUGCUACAGUACGAACAAAAGAUGGCGAAUAUAAGAGAGCGAUAUCGAAGAUAUGUGUUCUUCCGAUCCAGGAUAACCAUGAUGUAUCGACGCAGCAAAAUUAA
Messenger RNA from Toxorhynchites rutilus septentrionalis, 1599 nucleotides. RefSeq lists its product as uncharacterized. Lineage: Eukaryota; Metazoa; Arthropoda; Insecta; Diptera; Culicidae. The transcript is spliced from 2 exons. Bases 1 to 1599 code for a protein of 532 amino acids. Gene Ontology annotation, molecular function: nucleic acid binding. The record is from RefSeq and is a predicted model, not a curated record.